GGAAAGACAAAGAAAGGGGUGCGGCAAGUGGCAGGCGCCCGAGGGAGGAGAGUGACCUCAGCUCCGGAGAAGCAUCUGCUCGGCGGCAGAGCGAGGGCGGACGGCACUGGAGGAGCCCCUUCUCUCCCUCUCCCCGUCUGAGCUUCGGCUCUCUGCAGCGCCGUGGCCGGCUGGGGGCUGUCCUGGGCGUAAAUUAGAGCUCUGGGCUCUGGGCUCCCACAGGGACCAUUCGCUGCCACAGACCAGCCGCCAGCCCUCCCGCCACUCCUGCUGGGUGAGUAGGUCAUGGGAGCCCCAAGUCACGCCACCACCUGGGGCAGGGCCCUCUGGGCUGUCCUUCUGACCACACUUGGCUCUGUGGCCAGCCAGCCGCUGGGGGGAGAGUCUGUCUGCACAGCCCGGCCCCUGGCCAAGUACAGCAUCACCUUCACGGGCAAGUGGAGCCAGACAGCAUUCCCCAAGCAGUACCCCCUGUUUCGGCCCCCCGCACAGUGGUCCUCCCUGCUGGGGGCCGCGCACAGCUCCGACUACAGCUUGUGGAGGAAGAACCAGUACGUCAGCGACGGGCUCAGGGACUUUGCGGAGCGGGGCGAGGCCUGGGCCCUGAUGCGGGAGAUGGAGGCGGCGGGAGAGAAGCUGCAGAGCGUGCACGAGGUGUUCUCGGCGCCCGCCGUGCCCAGCGGCACCGGACAGACGUCCGCGGAGCUGGAGGCCCACUCGCGACACUCGCUGGUGUCCUUCGUGGUCCGCAUCGUUCCCAGCCCGGACUGGUUUGUGGGCGUGGACAGUCUGGACCUAUGCGACGGGGACCGCUGGAGGGAGCAGGUUGCUGUGGACCUUUACCCGUACGACGCGGGGACCGACAGCGGCUUUACCUUCUCCUCCCCCAACUUCGCGACCAUCCCGCAGGACACGGUGACGGAGAUAACCUCCUCCUCUCCCAGCCACCCUGCAAACUCCUUCUACUACCCCCGGCUGAAGUCCCUGCCCCCAAUCGCCAGAGUGACCUUGGUGCGACUCCGGCAUAACCCCAGGGCCUUCGUCCCGCCCGCCCCAGGCCCCGUGGGCGUUGGCGGGAGCAAUGAGAUCGUGGACAGCGUCUCAGUUGCAGAAACGCCGCUGGACUGCGAGGUCUCCCUGUGGUCAUCCUGGGGGCUGUGUGCAGGUCCAUGUGGGAAGCUGGGAGCCAAGAGCAGGACUCGCUACAUCCGCAUGCAGCCUGCCAACCACGGGGCACCCUGCCCCGAGCUCGAAGAGGAGGCCGAGUGCGUCCCCGACAACUGUGUCUGAGACCAGAGCCCUGCAGGCCCUCCACCCCUCGUGGUGGCUGAGCCUGGUGGUUCAGUGGACCACGUGGG
Molecule: messenger RNA, 1358 nt
Organism: Lontra canadensis (Northern American river otter)
Lineage: Eukaryota; Metazoa; Chordata; Mammalia; Carnivora; Mustelidae
Gene: SPON2
Product: spondin 2
Exons: 6
Coding region: 286-1290 (334 amino acids)
Biological process (GO): cell adhesion
Cellular component (GO): extracellular matrix
Source: RefSeq, a predicted model, not a curated record